Molecule: messenger RNA, 3147 nt
Organism: Pecten maximus
Lineage: Eukaryota; Metazoa; Mollusca; Bivalvia; Pectinida; Pectinidae
Exons: 1
Coding region: 1-3147 (1048 amino acids)
Biological process (GO): DNA integration
Molecular function (GO): nucleic acid binding; zinc ion binding
Source: RefSeq, a predicted model, not a curated record
AUGUCGACACUCGAGGAAUUGAUUUUGUAUGGUAAGGAGCUUGGUUUACAGGGUCAGGAAUUACGCAAGUUCGUAUCUGAGGAACAAGCCAAGGCCAGGCAUGAAAGAGAAGAAGAUAGAAGGGUUAGGCUACAAGAGCUUGAGGAGAAAGAGAAGGAGCGUCUUUUCCAGAAGGAGAUGCUGAUGGAAAAAGCAAAGCUAGAGAGGGAGAGCGAAGCGAGGGCAAUUGAAGAACAUAAGAGGCAGAUGGAAUUGCAAGCUUCCCAGUCAAAACCAACGGUGCGAGAUGGAACAGCAUUUCGGGGUCCUAAGCUGCCCGCAUUCGAAGAGGGUAAAGACAACAUGGAUGCCUAUUUGCAGCGUUUCGAGAGAUAUGCGACCGCUCAGAAGUGGGACUCGGCUAGUUGGGGAGCAAAUCUUAGUGCUCUACUGAAGGGGAAGGCACUCGAUGUUUUUUCUCGACUUCCAGUGGAACAGGCACUUAAGUAUGAGGAGCUUAAGAAGGCUUUGCUCAGGCGCUUUGAGAAGACAGAGGAAGGUUUUAGGAAGGCAUUUCAUGCUGCAAGACCAGAAAGCGGUGAGACCUUUUCUCAGUUCUCUUUGAGACUGGAGAAUUACUUUGAGAGAUGGGUAGAGAUGACAGGGACUCAAAAGACCUAUGAAGGCGUAAUGGAUCUAGUUAUCAGAGAUCGAUUCAUUUAUUGUUGUGGGAGAGAUCUGGCGUUAUUCUUGAAGGAAAGAAUUCCGAAGUCGUUGGAAGAGACGGCCAAGCUUGCGGACCAGUUUGCUGAUGCCAGGGGUAGUAGGAGUAACCUAAUGACUACAAGGACGACCAAGCAUGCUGAUAGCAAACCACAACAGAACAACAGUCCACACACAGGAGACAACUCUCGUGGGAAGUCGUUACUGCCAUCAAAGGAGAGGAAGUGUUAUUCUUGUGGGAAACCAGGUCAUUUGUCGUACGAGUGUCGGGGUAAAAAGUCAUCUAACGUUGCUGCUGUAGUAGGGGAGAUUUGCUCGGAGGACGUUGGUAGACGCAAACACUUGUCAACAAGAGGACGAGGGAGAAGAUCUACUAGAAGUAGAAGUAAAAGAAGAUGCAGUGAAGGUACUCGGGUACAGGCAUCAUCUCCUUCAGUUGAUAGAAGUCCUCCCACUCUCAGUGAGUCAUGCAACAUAAAGAUGGCUGGAGACAGAGGCAUGCCGAUAGCAAGUGGAUAUGUUGGCGACCAUUUUGUUACGGUGUUAAGGGAUAGCGGUUGUAGCGGUGUUGUCGUGAGGAAGGAUUUGGUGGACCCUUCUAGGAUUUCUAACCGGCAGCAGGUGUGUUCGCUUGCAGAUGGAUCCAGGAUACAGGUGCCUGUGGCUGAGUUAGAAAUUGACACACCCUAUUUUAGAGGAACAACUGAUGCCUGGGUAUUGGAGACACCCCUGUACGACCUGAUAAUUGGUAAUGUACAGGGUGCGAGACCCCCCAACCAUCCUGACAACGAUUGGCAAAGCGAGAAUGGAAGAAUACAGGCUGUAGAGACGAGAUCUCAGAAGAAAAGGAAUCAGAAUGGAUAUCGUGCACUACAGGUGAAGGAAGUUACUGACAUUGGGACCAUGGACGAGAUUAAGAAGGAACAGAAGGUGGACCCUACUUUGUCAAGAUUUAUGGAUAUGGCUAAGUUAGACGACCAGCAUGAACGACAAGAUGGCGGAGUUUCGGUAAUAUUCUAUCAUAAGGGUUUGCUUUACCGGAAAUUUCGGAGUUCAAAGGUAGCCAAUGGUAAGGAGUUUCGGCAGUUAGUAGUUCCCAGGAAAUUUCGACAGGCAGUGUUGGACCUUGCACAUGCAUCCAUCAUGGCGGGACAUCAAGGAGUCAAGAGGACAACAGCACGUGUUCUCUCGGAAUUCUUCUGGCCCGGCGUCCAAGCAGAUGUGACAAGGUAUUGCAGGUCAUGCGAUAUAUGCCAGCGAACUAUUUCUAAGGGAAGAGUUCCUGUAGCGCCACUGGGGAACAUGCCGCUGAUUGAUACGCCAUUCCAGAGGGUUGCAGUGGAUUUGAUUGGACCAAUUCAACCAGCAACAGAUAGGGGAAACAGAUAUAUUCUGACGGUAGUAGACUACGCGACAAGAUAUCCAGAGGCUGUAACGCUACGUGGCAUAGAGACGGAGCAAGUAGCAGAAGCGUUGGUUGACAUAUUUAGUAGGGUUGGAGUUCCAGCUGAGAUGCUCUCGGACCAAGGGGCGCAGUUCACUUCUGGUGUCAUGCGUGAAGUUGCCCGGCUGCUGUCAAUGAAGCAAUUGACAACGACCCCUUACCAUCCCAUGUGCAAUGGGUUGGUUGAGAGAUUCAAUGGUACGCUUAAGCAGAUGCUUAGGAGGAUGAGUGCGGAACGACCAAAGGACUGGGACAAGUUCAUCAAUGCAUUGUUAUUUGCCUACCGAGAAGUUCCACAGGAGAGCUUGGGGUUUUCCCCUUUCGAACUAUUGUACGGAAGAUCAGUACGUAGACCAAUGAUGGUUUUGAAGGAAUUGUGGACCAAGAAUGUGCCAGAUGAAGAAGUCAAAUCUACAUAUCAGUAUGUGAUGGAUUUGAGGGAAAGACUGGAGGAAACGUGUCAGUUGGCAAAGGAACAUUUAAAGAUGGCCAAAGGGAAGCAGAAGAAGUACUUCAACAGGAAAUCGAAGGUUAGACAACUGAAAGCAGGAGACAAGGUAUUGGUGUUGUUGCCAACCAAAGCCAAUAAGUUGCUAAUGCAGUGGCGUGGACCAUUUCAAGUAGUUGAGAGAGUUGGACCGUCGGACUAUCGAGUAAAUCGCGAUGGUAAGAUUAAGACACUCCAUGUGAAUCUUCUGAAGAAGUAUGUAGAACCAGAAGUCAAAAGGUCGGAUCCAGAGGUUAGCGAAAUCCUUGGGUGUAUAGCCACAGCGGUUCUUCAUGAGGACGAAGACGAUUAUGAAGGAAACCCGGAGUUAGAGACACUUCCGUCUAAGACUGGUAAAGAGGGAGUGGAUGAUGUCGUCCUAGCUGAGGAAUUGACGUCAUCACAGCUGGAGGAUGUCAACGAGCUACUACACUCUUACAAAGAUGUACUCACGGACAUGCCUGGCCACACCAACACGACAUUCAUACGACAACAUCAGAACCUGUUCGUGUGA